Molecule: messenger RNA, 1329 nt
Organism: Gracilinanus agilis (Agile Gracile Mouse Opossum)
Lineage: Eukaryota; Metazoa; Chordata; Mammalia; Didelphimorphia; Didelphidae
Gene: DNAJC12
Product: DnaJ heat shock protein family (Hsp40) member C12
Exons: 6
Coding region: 1-720 (239 amino acids)
Cellular component (GO): cytoplasm
Source: RefSeq, a predicted model, not a curated record
AUGCCUUUGGAGGGUGGAACGCAUGCAACAGCAGGGGCAGAAAAUGGAUUCCACGAGAAGCCUGCCAUCAUUAAAGGAGUUUUGCAAAUUUCUGAAGCUCCAAAUGUGUACACUUCAAAGGGCAACUCAGAUGUCUGUGUAGCCUUUAGCAGAGCUGAUCUACUCCUGACCUUGAGUGUACGUCACAGUAUAGCCAAGGUCUGUACCAAUUGGGCCCCCAAAGUGGCUCCACGGUUGUUUUGCCCAUGCCUGCUCUAUUUUGUUAACUAUAAAUCAUGGAUGGUGGAGAAUUUUCAGAGGCUCCAGAAGGCCAAGGAUAUCCUGACCAAUGAGGAGAGUCGGGAUCGUUAUGACUACUGGAGGAGAAGCAGGAUCCCUAUCCCUUUCCACCAAUGGGAAGCUCUGAGUAACUCCGUCAAAACGUCUAUGCACUGGGCUGUCAGGAGUAAAAAAGAGAAGAUGCUGGAAGAAUCGGACUCAGCUGACACUGCCAAUGCCCCAGAGGAUGAAGGGAGCCAGCAAAAAACCUCCAGGAAAGAACUGGGCUCAGCCACAGAGAGAAAGGAUCAAGGAAAGCCUGACACCUUGGAUAAAACGUGGUCCCCACAAAGCCCCGACUCCUCAAACUUUCCAGAUGUGAAUUGCUGGCAUCUGCGUUUUCGCUGGUCAGGAGACACUCCCUCGGACCUCUUGCGGAAGUUCAGAAACUAUGAAAUAUAAAUCUCAUCUUCAAGAAGCAGGAAGAGGGCCGCCACCUCCUGGGCUUGCCCCAUCUGGUCCUUUGGUCCACAUCCUUAACAAGAAGUUGUUGUUCUUUGUGCUUAUGUAAAGGAGAGUGUUAGCUGUUACUGUUCAACAUGUGAAGCUGUCCCCAUGACGUAUAUGCUAAGGGAGACAAUUUGGGAAGAGGGUGACACCCACCUCCCUGUAGGAUUUGCUAAGUUAAGAGAAAAUUCAUGCAGGUAAGGGAGAGCAUGGCCUCGUGGCCAUCUUUGGAAUCAAGAACUGGGUUCAAGUCUUGCCUUUGACCCAUAUGGGCUUUGUCACCCUGAGCAAGUCUCAUCCCCCUCCUCAGAGUCCCACAUGGCUCUCUCGAGAGUGUAAGUUGUGGAGGACUUGUUAGUCCCUGUCGAUGGAGGAAGUCUCCAUGUGGGAAGGUCCCCACACCGACAAAAAUCACAGACCAGGACCAAAAAAAAAAUCUGAUGGCUUAUAUUGUUCUUUUGUGAAUUUUAUUUAUAGACAUGCUUUAUGGUUGUCAUUAUAUUCGUGGUGCUUAGCGUGUUGCCUUGUACACAACAGAGCUUAAUAAAUGUUUGUGGAAUUGUA